Molecule: messenger RNA, 1151 nt
Organism: Notolabrus celidotus (New Zealand spotty)
Lineage: Eukaryota; Metazoa; Chordata; Actinopteri; Labriformes; Labridae
Gene: psma1
Product: proteasome 20S subunit alpha 1
Exons: 10
Coding region: 136-927 (263 amino acids)
Biological process (GO): ubiquitin-dependent protein catabolic process
Cellular component (GO): nucleus; proteasome core complex, alpha-subunit complex; proteasome core complex
Source: RefSeq, a predicted model, not a curated record
UUCAAUCUUGACUUUUUCCAAUCAGUGAUUAAAAAUCUGUGCUCGAUUAUUUCAUCCUGGCGGCGCAUCCAGGAAGCUAAAUCGAGUGAAGAUCACAGCACAGGCGGAGGAAACGAGACUCUUCCUACAGCAGAGAUGUUCCGCAACCAGUACGACAACGACGUGACAGUAUGGAGCCCACAGGGUCGCAUUCAUCAGAUCGAGUAUGCCAUGGAGGCAGUGAAACAAGGGUCUGCAACUGUAGGACUGAAAUCCAAAACCCAUGCAGUCCUUGUUGCACUAAAGAGAGCUCAGUCUGAACUGGCAGCCCACCAGAAGAAAAUCCUCCACGUGGAUAAUCACAUUGGCAUCUCCAUCGCUGGACUGACGGCUGAUGCUCGGCUGCUCUGUAACUUCAUGCGUCAGGAGUGCUUGGACUCGAGGUUUGUGUUCGACAGGCCCCUCCCCACAUCACGCCUCGUGUCUCUCAUUGGCAGCAAAACCCAAAUCCCAACUCAGAGGUAUGGAAGGAGGCCCUACGGCGUCGGGCUCCUCAUUGCUGGCUAUGAUGACAUGGGACCUCAUAUCUUCCAGACUUGCCCCUCAGCCAACUACUUUGAUUGCAAAGCCAUGUCCAUCGGAGCGCGCUCUCAGUCUGCUCGCACCUACCUGGAGAGAUGCAUGGACAAGUUUUCUGACUGUAAUCUGAACGAUCUGGUCCAGCAUGGACUCCGUGCUCUCAGAGAAACCCUCCCCACCGAGCAGGACCUUACCACUAAGAAUGUUUCUAUCGGCAUCGUGGGGAAGGAGAUGGAGUUUGUCAUUUAUGACGAUGAUGAUGUCGCCCCGUUCCUGGAGGGACUGGAGGAGAGGCCACAGAGAAAGGUUGCCCAGCCCGCAGACGAACCUGCAGCCGCACCAGCACCUGACGAGCCAAUGGAGCACUGAGGCGGUUUUCAGGGGGGGGGCGGGGAAACAACCCGCAGACCAACAACGUGACACUUAAUGCAACUCACCACAGUAACUGAUGGAGGGGAAAGUUGUUGUGUUGACGUGCCACUUGCUAAACUGUUCAUCCAAAUUCUUCUCUGCAAACAUCGACCUGUGUGAUGUUGCUUUUGUAUGAGUAAAUGUACCAUUAUACAAGUAAUAAACUCUUUUUUUGAAUUGUG